Molecule: messenger RNA, 3458 nt
Organism: Scophthalmus maximus (turbot)
Lineage: Eukaryota; Metazoa; Chordata; Actinopteri; Pleuronectiformes; Scophthalmidae
Product: mucin-5AC-like
Exons: 4
Coding region: 1-2979 (992 amino acids)
Molecular function (GO): oxidoreductase activity, acting on metal ions
Source: RefSeq, a predicted model, not a curated record
AUGCGCUCCACCCUCCACUGUUUCGGGAUGGGCGUGGUCUUAUUCUCGCUGGCUCCGUCCACAAUGUCGUUCUCCCGUGGUGCAAGCCACACCUCCUGUCAGGACAUGAUUCCCGGCCACAUCCGCGCUCAACCCCAGGACCCGAGGCACAGCUACGUCACCCUGCGGACAUCUGCCUCUUCUUACCUGCCUGGACAGUUUAUCACAGUGAAUGUCCGAAGUUCUCGGGACUUCAUGGGUUUCCUGCUCCAGGCACGCAGUGUGGCGGUUGCUGGGGAAAGAGCCGGCGCUCGGGUCGGGGCCAGGGCCAGAAGUGGAGUUGGAACAGGCGUUGGGUCUACGAGAGUCGGCCUGGGGUUAGUGGGUGGCGCCUGGACCCUCACCCCACCUGGCACCCACACCCUGCGCUGCCUCUCAGAGGGCGACACCCUCACCCACUCUGAUAAACAGCUGAAGAGAAACCUUUCAUUUGUGUGGAGGGCUCCUGACGCACCCAUGGGUGAUAUACGAUUUUUCAUCACGGUGGUGCAGUCCUACUUUGUGUACUGGGCAGAUAUUGAAUCUGCAGUGGUGCAUGAUGGGAGUCACAGAUUUUGGAGUGGAAGUAAAACCACAAGGGUGGAUGGAGGGAGUACACCGUUUGCACUGCAGGAAGAUGAAGUCUCUGCUUUGGCAGAUGUUGAGAUGGAAAGAAAAGAGGACAAGAUAAAGUUACAGGAUCAAAAACUGCCCACCGUUCCUCAGACAAAAGACACAAUGGUAAAUACCCAAACCACCACAUCUAAACCUUCAAGCAAUCACAGCUUCCUCAAUACAAAUCCCCCGGGACUCAUUAACCGCAAUUCAAGAGAACCAAUCCAGGAUCAGACUAAUUCAGUGAAGUUCGAGACACAGAGUAGUUCAUGGAGCAGACGCCUGACUGAGUCUCAAAUGAGUCUAAUAAAGGAUCAAUACGGUAGCCACUCACCUUCCCCGCCCCAUAAUUUUCACCUAAAAUCUUUUCUCUACCCCCAAACGUCUUCACACAAGCCUUUUUUUCAGGUUCAACCCCUCCCAUCCAAACCCCCUCCCCAGUCCCAAACAGGUACUAGUCAGACCUUUCUCUUUUCCCAGACAGCUCCACCCAAGGCCUUUCCCCAGUUCAAAAUCUCUUUACCAAAUUCCACUCUCCAAUCCAGAUCUCCUACACCACGGUCCAUUCUGCAAUCCCACACAAUUUCAACCCUUUCUCAGACUGCAUCUACCCAACAACUCUUGACCAACACACACUUUCUAUCCUACUACAAGUCUUUGAGCGAUAUAACCAAAUCUCAGCCCGUAAAUAGUCCUUCUGGACCCAAAACUGGGCCAAGGCAAACUAGUCAGCCUCACCUUCAGCUACAAACAACUGUCCCUCUGAGGAGCCCACCUCAACCACAACGUCUGAGCAGCUAUCCCCAGGCCUUUCCCCAAACUAUCACCUCUCAAACUCGGGGCUUUCCCCAGACAGACCAGUCCCAGUCUAACAAGCAACCUGAGGCUUUGAGUACCUCUCCCCAUCCAUGGUCCCAGCCCAGUACCCAAACUGGUGCACCCAAGCCACAUCACACUGAAUGGAAGCAAACUCAAUCCUCAUUAACUCCUCGAUCUAUGAACCCUCUACCUUUCACAUCAGGGUUUGACACAGUCUUUGCACCGAAUGAAGGAAAAGGUGUCACAAAUCAUCUGUCUCAAGCUAAGAUCAAAACCAUUAGCCUAAUGUUUGCUAUUUCUUCAACAAAACCUUCACCUAAUUUUUCUGGGUCCAUCCUCCAUUCCACUCUCCAGUCCCCAUCUUCUACUCCCACGUCUACCCUUAACCAUCCUAGCUCUGCCACCCCUCUUAAACCCUUGAGAGGUUCCACCCUGGUAUCAAUACAUCCAUCUUUCAGGUCAACAUUGUUCACACGUUCCUCAUCCUCCUCCAUGAAGAACCAGCCCAUAACAAGUCCUGCCCUCCCUGCUCUCCCCUCUCCUUCCCCGAUCUCUGUUCCUCCUCAUUUUCCAUCUGCCCAACCCCCCCCUACUUUUCCUUUGCCUUCCUCAAACUCUUCCAACUAUCUAUCACCAACCCCCUUGUUUUCCCCUGCCCCCCUUUCUAAUCCUUCCUCUCCUCCCUUUACCUCUUCAAAGUCAUACACAGGUUUGGCAUUUUCCCCACCCUCUUCUUCUGCCCAUUCCCCCUCCCCCACUUCCUCAACUGCCUCUUCUACCUCUUCUAUUUCCUCUGCUUCUUCCUCCCUCUCACCUCCUCCUUUUACCACAACACCCUCUUCAGUCUCACUAGGUUCCUUAUCUUCCUUUAUCUCACCUUUCAUCCAUUCAUUUUCUAUAUCCUCCCAGUCUACCUCCCCUUACCCAGGACCCUCUCCAGUUCCCCUUCGCGCUCUCUACAACCUCUUUAUGUCCUCUCCCUCCCCUGCGCCCUCCCAGAAACGAACCCUAGAGGAAAGCUUGCAAACCCAGAACCACAUUGCACCGUCUGAUCCUGAGUCCGACUUCACCCCAGCAACACAAAGAACAGUGGUUCACCCAAACCCCGAACCUCAUCCAAACCUUGACCAAAACUUCAAACUAAAUCUUGGACAUGGGUUGAAACCAAACCUUCCCAACUCUGAUACUAAACUCAAACGUCCUUCAAAUCCAUCUGGAACUCCAAACAAGGAAGGAAAGUAUCCAGACAUUGUCCCUAGACACAGUGCCUGGGAGCUGGGCAUGCUGCUGGGCUGCUCAGCUGGCUUGGGCAUGGUGUUGGUGGUUGGGGUAAGGUACAUUUACCGUCAGUCCUGUGGCAAACGGACAGAGGUGACACUGAACGACAGGGAGAGAGAGUAUGAGAGAGGGGAAAGAGGCUUGAUCCAUGUCCAGGAGUGUGGAGAUUUGGUCCGAGUCCGGAAAAUCAGAGAGAACAGUUUUAUGCUUCUGGCGGAGUAUGAUAUACUGGCAUCACCUGCAGACUGAAAUACAGGUAACAUAUAUAAAUACAGACAUGUAUUUAUAAAUGGACAGUUUAAGAGAUCAAAAUAUUUCUUGAAAUCAGAUCUGCUGCGAAGGCAGCAAUAAGAAGCCCUUACGAUGUUUACAUUGAAAAACAUAUACAUUUUGUGAAAAAUGUGCCUGAGAUUUCUGCCUUCAAUAUGUUUAGAGAACCUAAACUACAGUCUGCCUCCUGAUAUAACGUAGACAAGGCUAGGAUGACGUACACCGUUUGGUAGAAAACUUUUUGGUUGUUGUUUUUUGGCAUGCAUGACAUUAAUCGAUAGAAAAUUUAUAAAACCAGAUUACAAUCAGAGUACAGUGAUGGUGAGACACAAGGGUUGUAAUAAAUCUAGCUCUAUGAUUGUAUAACUGGAUGACAAAAGCGCAGGAUUUGUGCGUGGCUCUAGUAUGAAGCAUUACUGAUGUUAAACCUUUUUUUUGUAAAUUGUCAUGACGUAUGG